GUUCCUACUCGCCUUGAGUACGUAGAAAGACGAAGGAGUACUUCUCGAGAAUGUGUGGGUUGUGGUGACUAAUGUUUAUUCGAAGGGACAUGCUGCUAAAGCGAUAAAUAUGUGUUGCAUUUGCGGAUAAAACGAAUCUGAUGAAGGAUAAAGAAUGCUGUCCUCUUAUGAAAGUAGAUGACUUUAAUUUAAAAGAAGUUAAUAUCCCUUAUAGUGAUUUCUGUCUUGUAUUAUUUUCACCUGAGAAUGGGAUUUAAAGUUCUUAUAUCAUCAGUAUUAGUUAAAGUUAGAUCUCAAGUUUCUUUUCUAUAACACAUCAGGUAAUUUUACUUGUGGAUCAGCAUGGUCGUAAAGGAUAGUUUACGCACUGACCUUGUAACAUCACAUUUAAAAAGUGACAAGAAACAUCGGUUAAAACAAAGAUUUGAUGUCCAGAGAAAGUUGGGUCAAGGAACGUAUGGCAAAGUGCAGCUUGCUGUCAAUCGGGAGACAGGACAAGAAGUGGCUAUUAAAACCAUCAAGAAAAGCAAGAUUGAAAAUGAAGAGGAUCUCAUCAGGAUUCGGAGAGAGAUUCAGAUCAUGUCUUCUGUACAGCACCCCCACAUUACUCAUAUUUAUGAAGUAUUUGAAAAUAAAGAGAAGAUCGUUCUGGUAAUGCAGUUUGCAGCCGGCGGGGAACUCUUCAAUUAUCUUUUCGAGAAAAAAGUGCUCUCAGACAACGAAGCCAGGAGGAUCUUUCGCCAGAUAGCUUCAGCGGUCUACUAUUGUCAUAAAAACAAAAUAUGUCAUCGGGAUUUAAAAUUAGAAAAUGUUUUACUAGAUGAAAAGGGAAAUGCUAAAAUAACGGAUUUUGGUUUAUCCAAUGUUUUUGAUGAAAAGAAUCUUCUGAAUACAUACUGUGGUAGUCCUCUCUAUGCGUCGCCUGAAAUUGUGACCGGAGUUCCGUACUAUGGACCAGAAGUUGACUGCUGGAGUAUGGGAGUUGUGCUUUACACUCUUGUUUACGGUGCUAUGCCAUUUGAUGGUAGCAAUUUUAAGAAAUUAGUUACACAAAUAUCUGAAGCAGACUAUUAUGAACCUAAGAAUAAAUCCGGCGCAUCGGAUCUCAUCAGAAAACUACUGACGGUCAACCCGUCCAAAAGAGCCACUAUUGUAGAUAUCUGUGUCGAUUACUGGGUGAACAUUGGUUAUGAGCAUUCCUUGCUGCAGGUUGCAGAGGAUAUGGCCAAUCUUACACCAGUCCGCUUAGAUUUACUUAUGGCUUUGGCACCUGAAUCCACGGCACCACGGGAGGACGAAGAAGAUCAAAAAAUGAAAGAUGUCACUUUGACUAAUAAGAUCCUGGAUAAAGAUAUACCCAACGAAGAAGAGGAGGAAGAAGAAGUAGAAGAUUAUAACGCUGAUACUGCCGCCAGCAGUUUUGCUUUUAUGAAAGGAAGCCGCGCUAGUCAGUUGAGCGUCAGCUCGCCAAAUCUGCAGGAAGCCGUGGAUGAAUAUGAAGACGAUAGUGAGAGCGAGUUCUUGCCUGCAGAUAUUGCUGCUUUGCAAGCAGAGUACGGAUUUAGCAUUGAAGACAGUUUGCCGCAUGUGGCUAGUCUUGCAAAAAUGAACAAAAAGUGUAAGUCGUCCAGCAGUACAAAUAAAGUUCUGAUAAAAGAUAAAACAGCUGAAAGUAUUAAUGAAAAAGUCAAAGACGAAGAAAAGAUCUUGAAUACUGUCAAAGUUAAGCCUGACGCAGAAAAGAACAAUCUACCAAAAUCUGGAGACUCGGGAGCUCAAAAUUUGAAGGUUACAGAAGUUAAAAAAGCUGCUCAGUCCUCGCCAAAUGUUGUUGCCCAAGAAGCAGAUGAUAAAAAGCAAGAUCCUAAUACUGAAAAUCAAAAGGGAUUGGUGAGAAAGGAUUCCUUGUCCACUUCCAAAUCGGUUGAAUCUGCAUUUAUAACUCAACGAAAGGAAUCGCUGACUUGUCCAGACGAAAAGGUAGAAUCCAAAAAGUUCGUUCGACCGCCGGGUAAAAUCAUCAUCCCGAAAACUUUUGAAAGUCCUCAGACUACCCCAUCUCCAAAAGCCGUUGCUCCCAAAAAAUUGGUCAAAAGUGAAAGCAAAUCUGAACCCGAAGACAAUCAACAAACGGAGGCUCCUGUUACUCCUCCUGCUACAGACGCUUCGCAGAAAAAACAAAAAGAGGUUGAUAACACUACUAAACCUCCUGCCGAAGAUGUUAACAAAAAUGUGAUUGAAACAGAACCAAAGAUUGAAAACAAAUCCAUUGAAAUCACGGAGGAAAAGAAAAAUAUUGCCAAAGGCAUUCUUAAAAAGGGAAUAGCAAAAGCUAAACUUGCGGAAAGAAGAAUGUCGAAACAGAAUUCUUUAGACUCGGAAGUAUCAUCUUCAUGCUCAACUCCUGUAUCAACUGGAGGCACUCCAGAACCUAUGCCAUCGUUUUAUAAAGCUCCAAAACCCUAUACGAAAGAAGAAGAAACGAAUGUAAUGAGCAAAGCUGAAAUAAAACUGAGUUCGACUCAAAGUUCUAACAGUACAUUAAAAAACGAGGCUGUUGGAGGCUCUAAAGCACCUUUGUGGGAUGCUGGAAGAUUGGAAGAUAGGCAGUUACAAGAUAGGAAUUGUAAUUGGAGUACCAUUUCAUCGACGAUCGAUUCAGAAAUGAGUAACUGGAGAGAACAGAUGGAAGAGAGUUUAAGAAGGUUAUCGCCAGAUGAUGAACGUUCUUCAAUCCAAUCUUACUCUUCCAAAGUUGAUGAUGAUAAGCCUCUUGUACCAAUCGCUCGUAGCUACAAAAAAUUUACCUUUACCAAAGAUGGGGCUUGUAUCACUGAAACUAAGAAAAUUUACACAACUCCAGGAGCAGAUGGUUCUUGGACCAAAGUUGAAAAGAAAACAAAAAUUACCACUCGCCCAGGAAAUGCAGAAGAAUUUGAGAAAUUUAGAGAUUUGCAUUUAAGGACAGAUUCUGCAAGUGUGACAAGGUCUGACAGCCAGAGCUCUUCUGGUUCAAACGAGGUUUACGAUGACAUAUUUGAUAGCUGGACGGGUGAUACAAUGAUGUGUAAUAUGCGCAAGAUGAAUAAUUUAUUCCAAAAGUUUUCGAGAGACCCCUUCAUGAGAAGAGAGAGACGAAGAAAUCCAUUCAGAUUUUUUAGAAGAACCGAAAGUGAACGAAAUGAGAGGGAUAAAAGGAAAUAUGAACUUCGUAGCGGCAGAUCAUCGGAGAGAGAAUCUGAGAAUGAGGAAGAUUAUGAUGUUCACUAUGAUGAUAACAAUGCUGUAGUAUAUGGAUCUCAAGGUCUAUGGCAAUUCCUAAGGUCUGCCAACAGAGGUUUCCCUAAUCGUGUCACUAUUCAGCAUGAACCUGCCUCAUAUGGGCGUUCUAUGAGUCAAGACCGUUCUGAAGCAAAAUGUGAUCCAUAUUGGAAGAGAUGUGGCUCGCGGGCGAGCAGCGGCUACAAUACUGGAACUCGUUCUCAAAGUAGAGAUAGAACCGAAAGUCCUAGAGAGAAGAUGUUAAGAUUUGUAUUUGAUUCACCAAGAGAAAGUUUCACUAGAGAAUCCAGUGUACUUGGGGCUUCUCCUACUAAACAUGAGAAAUGGUCUGUCAAGAGAAAUCUGUCGCGCCACAAUCCACGCCGUGAUAGUGGAGUCGGAAGCGAUGGUUACGAGUCAGAGUAUUCAAUCAGGCAGAGUCCAUCAGAUGAAAUGUCAAGGGCAGGAAGAGUGUCUUCCAUGUCAUCUAUCUGCAGUGAUAAACAAGGUGUAAUCAGGAACUUCAUGAGAUCCUGGUCAAAGUCCCUGAUGUCACCUCCUAUGUCGCCAACAUCCAUGGGAAGUGCGAAGGAGCAGCUUGAGAACCUGCCUGAGGCUAGGAAACAUAGAGUGGAACAGUGGCUGGACAUGAAUUCUGGAGAUGUUGCUUUUGGCAUGGAUCAUUCAAAACUUAGCUCAAGAAAAUCAAGUGCUAGUCAUGGCAGUAGUUCCCCUUCUUAUGCCACCAUGCGUCCCCGCGAAUACUUACAAUACAACCGUUCCUCUAGUGAUAAAUUAGCUGACUGUGCGGACUUCUUUCCUUCUUUUGAUGACAAUCCUCGUAGGAGAAGCCACAGUCUGAACAAGGACAGUUCUCAUGGAGAGAUGGGCAAAGUGCGGUUCAGGUCUAUGGCCUACAGUCCCGUUUCCGAAGAGAGUUUUAAGGAUGCUCAUUCUGCGUACCACAGUGAUGGUUCUCACUCCGGGUCAUCAGUCCAUCGCAUAAAUUUCACCAUCUCUGACGGCAGAAUGUCGUCUUCUAGUCACGGAGCUCCCCAAACAACUACAAGAUACAUUCGACAAUUCAGCAGUUCCAAAGAUGGAUCCAUCUCUGUGGAAUCGUCUUCGCCAACUGGAGUGAGAGUUGAACAGAUCUCGGGACGCUCCCCCACUCAACCUGUUGUUCAAAUGAGGGUCUCUAUCAGUCGUGGUAAUCGUGAAAAUCCCGUGAUCUCCUCUCCCCCACAUGCAUCAAAGGGUCUCUGGGAACAACAAGAUUCUUCGAGAAAUCUGAGACAAGACAUCACGGUGGACAGAUCUCCAUCUCCGGUGCCUGGGAUUCGGCAGUUUUCCACAGAAGUACAACACUGCAUUGGAGGGAAUGUCGAAGCACCUCCUCAGAUGUCCGUGCAGUGCGAAGUAACAAAUCCUGAUAAACAGGCUCCUCAUGGCCCGCAAACAGGUAAACGAUGAAGUGAGAAGUUUUAUGUAUAACAAUGCUCUGAACAAUUAUUAUUCUUUUAUAAUUUCUUCUCUGUCUGAUAAAAUGGUAUUUUUGUUUUAUUAUUGUGAUGUCCGAUUGCUUUGACUUCAGUUAACUAUGAAAUUUACAUUUAAAUCAGUAUAGCUUGGUUUUCAAUUGUGUAAAUGUAAAAAAAUAAAAAGAAUAAAGAAAAUGUGUAUAAA
Molecule: messenger RNA, 4947 nt
Organism: Argiope bruennichi
Lineage: Eukaryota; Metazoa; Arthropoda; Arachnida; Araneae; Araneidae
Exons: 8
Coding region: 343-4734 (1463 amino acids)
Biological process (GO): intracellular signal transduction; microtubule cytoskeleton organization; protein phosphorylation
Cellular component (GO): cytoplasm
Molecular function (GO): ATP binding; protein serine/threonine kinase activity; tau-protein kinase activity
Source: RefSeq, a predicted model, not a curated record